AUGCCCACUGGCAUGAAUAAAGGAAUCACUCGGGAGUGCAACAGGGACUUCAAUUACUUACUUAUGACUGGAUCGCCCAUUAAUCAACGCCAAAGUGAGGAGAAAAGCGGCAAGACCCCGGCCUGCAUUUCCCCCGGAAUAGAAACCACGCGGUAUUCCGGCCUCAACCCUGACGAGACCGCUGAGGAAUUGGCCAAUGGCAUGGGGUGGUUGCGGUCAUUGGAAGAUACAAUUGCCUAA
Messenger RNA from Aspergillus niger, 240 nucleotides. RefSeq lists its product as hypothetical. Bases 1 to 240 code for a protein of 79 amino acids. Lineage: Eukaryota; Fungi; Ascomycota; Eurotiomycetes; Eurotiales; Aspergillaceae. The record is from RefSeq and is a predicted model, not a curated record. The transcript is spliced from 2 exons.